Helianthus annuus (common sunflower) is the source of this 1874-nucleotide messenger RNA. RefSeq lists its product as uncharacterized. Bases 244 to 1566 code for a protein of 440 amino acids. The record is from RefSeq and is a predicted model, not a curated record. The transcript is spliced from 4 exons. NCBI's taxonomy places the organism in Eukaryota, Viridiplantae, Streptophyta, Magnoliopsida, Asterales, Asteraceae.
AUAAUGUUGUAUGAAUAUGAUAUCAUCCACUCUUCUUCUCCAUAUUCACGGACUCCCAUUGCUGCCAUGUGCCCUGAAACAACAUAGAAUAGAAUCCAAUCUACUUACUUCCUUUUCAUUAUCCACAACUUUUUAUUCCGUCAAAGCAACUCUUUCUUCCGAUCUACGUUUCGAAUUUUCUUCUCUUCACCAUGUUUCAUCACUCAUAAACCCCCCAAUUUCCUCUCCCCCAUUAUCCCUAAAAUGGGCAAUUGCUCCAAAACCCUAAAAAACCCUAACCAAAAUCACAUUCCAGAUAAUAACUCUAAUACCCACAUUUCCGAUCAAUUUCACCGGAAAACAGCUUUAUCUGACGUCAUCAACUCUUCUCCGUCACCGUCAUCGUCACCUUCCGAUAAAGCUCACCGGACAACUGCUCACUCUGACGUCAUCAACUCUUCUCCGUCACCGGAAUCGUUACCUUCCGAUAAAGUUCACCGGAAAACAGCUAAAUCUGACGUCAUCAACUUAUCUCCGUCACCGUUAUCUUCCGAUAAAGUUCACCGGAAAACAGCAGAAUCUGACGUCAGCAACUUAUCUCCGUCACCGGCAGCGCCACCGGUUGUCAGACUGUACGGAUCACUGACAAACCCUAACACAUCCUACAUUCGCUUCGCACUUAACUACAAACCUGUAACCCUGAUUUUCAUCCCGUCGGAGACUCCAGACUUCGGAUUCGAAACUCCGGUGAUACAGUACGGAUCUGACGUCAUCUCGGGUUCACCGGUGACGAUUUUACGGUAUCUAGACGCGAAGUUUCCGAAGCCGGUGCUGUUGAGCGAGUGGAGCGCGGGGACUGAGAAUAUUCCGGUGGUGGUGAGGGCGACGGUAUUGCAGCAUAAGAGUUUGUUGUGGCAUGUUGAGAGGAUGGUGCGGUGGGGGGAGGAUCUGGCGGCGCGUGGGGGACGCGCGAGAGGGGAUCCGGUGAUGGGGAGUGCGCGUAUGGAGGUUAAGAAGUACGGGAAAAGUUAUUCGCAGUUGUUGGAGGUGUUGCUUGAACAUGCUCAGAUGGAAGAGAAGAUUGUGUUUCCUGUUUUGGAAAGAGAAGAUAGAGGCUUAUCUAAAUCUGUAACCGAAGAACACGCUAGAGAUCUACCCCUCAUGAAUGGCAUCAAAGAAGAUAUUAAAACCAUCAUAGUUCUUGACUCAGGGAGCUCUUCAUGCCAAGAUAUGCUCUUUAGUUUAUCCACCCGCAUAAAAUCGCUUCAGGAGAAUUGCAAGCAACAUUUUGAGGAGGAAGAGAGAGGGAUUCUACCGUUAAUGGAGGCGGUAGAGUUGACUCAAGGUCAACAAGAGCGGUUACUGGAGCAAUCUUUAGAUGUCAUGCCUAGUACACACUCUCACCUACUCAAGUUUUUCAUGGAAGGUCUUCUCCCUCAUGAAGCAAUGCAUUAUCUUGACUUGAUCACCAGAUGUACUGACAAAGAUCGAGCGGGCUCCAUCUACCGAUUCUUAGUCGAAGAACACCAUGGGAAACGCAACGAGGGUCGACCAACCAUGGCAUUGUUGUUAAAGGCCAAAGCCUAAGCUUCCUGUCUUGAAGUGGACGGUUUCAUUGGCGGCCAAAAUCGGAUAAAGUGUGUGUUUAGGAGGUUAGCGGGCAUUGGUGGUUCUCGUGGUGCUUUAGUGAUCGAAUUGGUUAUAUUGUAUGUAUGUUUUCGCUAGGGUGUUGUGUGCAGCAACCUUACCUAAUUACAUAUCAGCAGCAAAAACAAUAGAAGAUGUUGUAUACAGGGAUGGAAAUCUCAGACUUCAUACAUGAAUGACUUGUAGACUAUGCAUCUAAACUUUGUACCAUAAUGUUGUGAAGGAAUCAGAUUUUCUGUUUUUUUUCA